Molecule: messenger RNA, 2999 nt
Organism: Pomacea canaliculata
Lineage: Eukaryota; Metazoa; Mollusca; Gastropoda; Architaenioglossa; Ampullariidae
Product: vesicle-associated membrane protein 7-like
Exons: 9
Coding region: 285-944 (219 amino acids)
Biological process (GO): exocytosis; vesicle fusion
Cellular component (GO): membrane; SNARE complex
Molecular function (GO): SNAP receptor activity; SNARE binding
Source: RefSeq, a predicted model, not a curated record
AGUCAUGUGUAGUCGUGCAUCUUCAGAUUUUACAACGUAACGACACACAAGAACCCAUUUAUUUUUCAGAUGUAAAUUUGCUCCUUAGUAACUACACAAGCGAUAUUUUUGUUGCGCAGGUUGCGAGUCAUUAGUAAUCGGUUGUUUUCGUGUGGAUGGGAAACAGCUGCGGAUUUUUUUUCUGCGAUGGUCACGGUCACAGUCAUAUGACUCUGGCGUCACUUCCGACAACUUGGGCCCAUGUAAAUAAAUCCAUGCAAACAGUUUAACAUAGACGUCGCAAAAUGCCAAUCCUCUUCAGUGUGAUUGCUCGUGGCACAACAGUGUUGGCUAAAUAUGCUAGCUGUGCUGGGAACUUUACAGAAGUUACAGAACAAAUCUUGGCCAAAAUCCCACAAAAUGAAAACUCAAAGCUGACAUAUUCACAUGGAAGCUAUCUGUUUCAUUAUAUUGCAGAAGAAAAAAUCAUAUACCUCUGCAUCACAGAUGAUGACUUUGAAAGGUCAAAAGCCUUCUCAUUCCUUAAUGAAAUAAAGCGAAGAUUUCAGAGCCAGUAUGGUAUGCGAGCUCAGACAGCACUGCCAUAUGCCAUGAACAGCGAAUUCUCCAGAAUAAUGGCUACACAAAUGCGGCUUGCCUCUGAUGAAAAGCCAGACCAGUUGAGCAAAGUCCAGGAUGAAGUGGAUGAGCUGAAGGGAAUCAUGGUCCGCAACAUAGAUCAGAUAGCAGAGCGGGGAGAACGUUUGGAACUGCUUGUAGAUAAGACCGAAGACCUCAGUGCCCAUUCGGUGACAUUCAAGAAGACAAGUCGAGGACUGGCGCGUUCUUUGUGGUGGAAGAACAUUAAAAUAACUGUCAUUAUUGUUAUUGUUGUCAUAGUUUUGAUUUAUUUCAUCGUAUCAGCUGCCUGUGGUGGACUGGACUGGCCGUGCACGCAUAAAUAGUACAUAUCCAGGAUAAUGGAUCCAAAGUUAUAAAAUGUCCCCAAACCCAGAGCUCUUUUGUUUUGGUCUUAGUCUGUUAUUUUUCUUUCCUGUACUGUGGUGGACUUGGCUUGGUUUACUUCUCAAUUUCUUAAGUUUAUUUAGUGCUUUGUGGAAAGCGACCACCAAAAAUUUCACAUACAACAUAGAUGUUGAAUCAGGGACAUAACUCUAGUGGGCUUAGUGCUGGAAAUCUUGCUAAUUGUGUGGCUAUCAUAAUCUUAGUCCUUUAGUUCGAUAGCAGAUUUAAACAAAAGUAUUUUUCAUUUGUUGGGAGAAUUAUGUUUCUGUACAUGGGAACUACUCUGCUGGGAUUAAUGUUAUUGUGAUUGCAACACAAGUCUGAAAAAUCUGGAUUUAAACAAAAGAAAAUCACAAUAUACCAUAAACAUUAAGCAGAUGGAUGAUCCAUCAUUUGUUUUAAAGGAAAAUUAUUCCUUAUACCUUGUUUGUCUUUGCAUUCCUUGCAGUCCUUUGUUUUGUAUGUUACAAAAUGAAGUGUGAGUAGAGAUAACUGAAGAUGAGUAUGUAAGGUGUGGAGCAAUGUUUGAUAGCCUAAAUGGAGAUGAGUGAGAAUGAUUCAUUCUUUUAAAAAUUGAUGAGACCAAAAACGAAAAGAGCGAAACUCUUCAAUACUUCUCACCUAGAAUUGCUUCACUUUAGAUGGAAAUCAAGAAAAUACUUGUCUUCUAGCAUUAGCACUAGUAUGAGUAUUAGAAAGCCUCAUGGAAGCUUACUUGUCUUCUUGUGAUUGUAAGCCAUGUAAACUGCAUUUAUUUUAUAACAAAACGUGUUUCAGGUAGAGUGACAUGGAUGACAAAAUAAGCAUCACCCAUAUUUAGUUGCUGAUUUGUUGAAGUCUUUUUACAUCCCCACUGUAGUACAUUUAGUGAUUAGCUAUGCCAACUAUCAUCGUUUUUCACUAUACAUUCAUUUUUCACCUAUGAGAAGUUAUUUUGGGGUUGGGUGCUCCUGUAGUGGAAGUGUAUGCAUCUGUGUUCAAAUGUGAUUUUGUAAAAAAACUUGCAAGGAAAGUCCUUAACAGUUAAUAGUGUAUCUGCUUUUUGCCAUUCUCAAAAAUGCACAUUUUAUUUUCAAGAACAGUGUAUAUAAAAUAUGUGUCCUGAACUUUCGGAAGUGUUUUUCAGUUCUUUUCUUCGUCUGAAAAAAAAAGUGAAAACAAUAUCCAGCGCAAUGUACACUUUAUGAUAACAAUAUCUCAUUAUGAUUUAUGAUGAUAUCUCAUUUUGAUUUCUUAAUGACAGCACAGCUGUGAGGUAUCCUUGGUUGAAGUUAUAUCUCAGAAAUGCUGAUUUAUCAUUAGUGAUGUUUAUUAUUCAUGGGUUUGCAUUUCACUUGUCUGUCAGUUUGGCAGCACUGUUAAUUUCUGAGGUAACAGCGUCACUUUGUGCGCUUUUCUAAGGGUGUGAUUUGUUAAGUCUGAGAUACUUUUUGCAUUAUAUUUGCUCUUUUGCUUACAGUGUUGAAAACAGUGAGAUUCGACAUUUUCAGAAGUAAUCUGUAAAUAAGAGGAAUUCUCUGCCCCUGAUUUUUUGGUGUAUUAUUGUUUUUAUUUAUUAUUGAAGAAACCAGAAGAGAAUGGAAGAAAAGUGAUUCCGGAAGUAGCAAAACGUGAUUCUACUGCACUUUGUGUGUGUGAGCAGUGAAUGGGAGACUGAUCAGCAUGAUUGCUUCCCCUGCCUAAGACUAUUAACCUUUUAUCAUGCUGCUUAGGGAUUUGUUUGGACUGAUUGCACUUGUUACUUCCAAACCUUGUAAUAGGGAUCUUGGAACGUUACACUUGUGUAUUAUUCUGUGCACUAAGGUAUUUAAUCCUAUGUCAACUUUGAAAAAUAUUACUCGUUUGGAUUUUUUCCUUGUUUAUGAUGUACAUAGAGACCUUUAGAAAUUUUACAGAGUUGUUGGAAACAUUAAUCACAGACACAAACUGUGCAAUGUCUAAAAGUAUCUUGGUGAUUACAAUGUCUGCAAGCCUAAUAAAAUAUGAAUAAAUGA